CUUGCACACCUACGGGACCAGUUUACACGGCGUUGCGCAUGCAGAGACCAUCAACAACGAGGGUGGCUCUUCCGCGCAUGCCAAGUGCACUACCCCAACCCCGGCCCCAGAGCCUAAGAAGAGGCGCAUCGCCUCUGUAGACGUCGACACAGCAAAGAUGCCAGGGUACAAGGAACACGUAGCUCGAAAGCGAGGGAUCAAGAAGCAACGACAAGAGAGCUAUGACACCGAGGGAGCAAGCAGCGGUCAACAAUGCCCCAUUUCGAUGCCGGUGCCGUCACAUCGCGGCGCAUAGAGCAAAGGCCUACUCACUCCCCUCUGUCUUUCCGGGGUCAAUCAUACACUGCUUUUCGUCGUGUCCAAUGCCCACGUCUUCUGUGGUCUUCUCCACGACCUCUGUCUUGUGCCUCUGUCUCUUCUUUUGUCUCUCGCCUCCCGGCGGUCGUCCCUGUGCCUCGGCUUUGUCUAGCCUCACAUCUUCUGCCCGUUCUCUCCGUGGCUCGUCUCUUGUCUCUUGUCCCUCAUGCCUGUUCCUCGUCUCUUGUACCCUGUCCUGCCUCUCCGGCGGCGGACUCUGUUAGUCAAUGUCCAUUUGGCUUCAUUCCAGAUCAGGGCGUGAGACACGACUCGAUGAGAUCUGUUUUCGCACCCGACUUACGCCGAGGAUGCCUAUUGCUCUGGAGCGUGGAAGCAAAGGCAGCAGCGGCGUCCCGGGGCGGUCCGAAGUGGUGCUGAUUUGCCAUGUGGCCGUGACCCUUCCCCUUCCUCCUUCGGUCUCCCCCUCCAUUCUCCUGCUCCCUCCUCCUGCUCCCCCUCCUGCUCCCCCUCCUCCUCCUUCGCCUGCUGCCUCUUUCUUCUUCCAUACGAGCUCAUCUCACCAACUUCUUCCCUAAUGUACUUCUGCCCUCUAAUGG
Microstroma glucosiphilum is the source of this 914-nucleotide messenger RNA. RefSeq lists its product as hypothetical. Lineage: Eukaryota; Fungi; Basidiomycota; Exobasidiomycetes; Microstromatales; Microstromataceae. The record is from RefSeq and is a predicted model, not a curated record. The transcript has a single exon. The coding region runs from base 253 to 735 and encodes 160 amino acids.